UCACUUAUUGUGUCGGUUACUCGGUAAUUCUCUCUCUCUCUCUCUCUCUCUCUCCCACCUAUCACUCUCUCUCUCCUCUUUUGUGAAACAAAACAAAUGUACUGAACUUUCAUUCUCUUACUGGGUUUCUCUUAAAAGGAGUUCUUUAAAACAGCAGUUAUAAUGACACGAUCACAAUUGCCAAAGUUUGGUAACUGGGAAAGUGAAGACAAUGUUCCUUACACUGUCUAUUUCGAAAAUGCAAGGAAAGGAAAAAGUGGCAAAAAGACGAAUCCAAGUAAUCCUGAUAUGGUUUCCAAUAACAGCUCUCCAGUUCAAGUCACUUCUGCAGGAAAGGCUGAACUGGAGGUUGUAAACGGACCAGAGACAGGAAGGCCAGGACACAAGCGUCAUAUGAGUCGAGAAGAUGGUGAACCAAUACCAGGUCCGAUAACUGAUAUUCAGUCCUCUCAUCAACAACAUGGCCAGGUUACAUCUGAAAAUAAUUAUAAGUCUGAAAUUGAGGCAAACAAAGUUCCGGAUGGAACUGGAUCAAGUCACCAGCACUGGCUGAGCGGGGAAGAUGGAGACAUUAAGAAACCAUCCAAUUCCCCGUUGCGUCAUGACACUAUUGGCAAGAAAGACCAUGCAGACUCUCCUCAUCAUCGGCUAGGAAGUGGAGGCACUUCUAGCCCUAAACGGGUUUCUAGGCAGAAUUUACGUCCUGACCGCAGUGUUGAACAGUCACCACUGCAUCCACACCACCAAACAAGGACUGGGAACAAAGGCAGUGGUGUUUCUUCUCCGUCCUGGGAAAGAAAGGGCUCCUCUGAAGGUACACAUGGCCUAGCUCCGUUCACUCCAGGAAGAUCCCGGUUGCGAUCAUCUGUUACUGGAGGCGAUGAAACUCCUGAUCAUGGCCCUGUAGUUCCAAAAUUUGGUGAUUGGGAUGAAAGUGAUCCUUCAGCAGGUGAAGGCUACACUCACAUAUUCAACAAAGUGCGAGAGGAGAAACAAAGUGAGACGGGAAAGGUACCAGUUGUGCCAGCUGAGACUUCUUAUACAUCAAAUGGUCAAAAGCAAUAUGCAAAUGAAAGUUCAAAGGGUUGUUUUUGCUUUCCAUGGGGCAGAAAGUGAUAUGUUUUUGGAACUUAUAUGAAUAGAGAUUGGGAGGAUAUGUACAUACUACCAGAAAUCAAGGCUCUCUUAGAGGAAAAUAGCAAAUGCAUGGUGAAAUUUUUUAGCAUGUGCAUUUUCUACUUAAAUUCAGUAUUUUUGCAAGAAUAUAUAUAUUAGACUUCUUUUUUGAAAGUGCAAUUAUUGGAGGAUUAAUAUUAGUUUCUUUUGUUUGUAACUGUUUAAUAUGAGCUUCAGGAUCUUUGUUUGUGCAUCA
Messenger RNA from Daucus carota subsp. sativus, 1372 nucleotides. Its product is annotated as RPM1-interacting protein 4. Gene Ontology annotation, cellular component: plasma membrane. Lineage: Eukaryota; Viridiplantae; Streptophyta; Magnoliopsida; Apiales; Apiaceae. The record is from RefSeq and is a predicted model, not a curated record. The transcript has 4 exons. The coding region runs from base 163 to 1116 and encodes 317 amino acids.